This is a messenger RNA of Calidris pugnax (ruff), 1000 nucleotides long. RefSeq names its product retinoic acid receptor RXR-beta-A-like. Gene Ontology annotation, molecular function: retinoic acid-responsive element binding; nuclear receptor activity; zinc ion binding. NCBI's taxonomy places the organism in Eukaryota, Metazoa, Chordata, Aves, Charadriiformes, Scolopacidae. The record is from RefSeq and is a predicted model, not a curated record. The transcript has 6 exons. Gene Ontology annotation, cellular component: RNA polymerase II transcription regulator complex. Gene Ontology annotation, biological process: cell differentiation; anatomical structure development; response to retinoic acid. Bases 29 to 1000 code for a protein of 323 amino acids.
GCCCUCGGCCCCCCUCCACCACCCCUCCAUGAUCGGUUCGGCCAUGACCUCCUCCCUCAACUCCCCCGUCGCCAGCCUGGGCUCCCCCUUCCCCGUCAUCAGCUCCUCCAUGGGUUCCCCGGGGCUCCCCGCCACCCCCGCCAUCGCCUACGGCCCCGUCAGCAGCCCCCAGAUCAACUCCACGGUCAACCUCUCGGGGCUGCACCCCGUCAGCAGCUCGGACGACGUGAAGCCACCCUUGGGGAUCCGAGCUGUCCCUUGUCACCCCCACGGCCCCGGCGUCGCCGGCAAACGCCUCUGCGCCAUCUGCGGGGACCGCUCCUCAGGGAAGCAUUAUGGGGUGUACAGCUGCGAGGGCUGCAAAGGUUUCUUCAAACGCACCAUCCGGAAGGACCUGACCUACACCUGCCGGGACAACAAGGACUGUGUGGUUGACAAACGUCAACGCAACCGUUGCCAGUACUGCCGCUACCAGAAGUGCCUGGCCACCGGCAUGAAACGGGAAGCCGUGCAGGAGGAACGGCAGAGAGGGAAGGAGAAGGAAGGAGACGGGGACCUGGGGGCCAACGCCAACGAGGAGAUGCCGGUGGAGAAGAUCUUGGAGGCGGAGCUGGCGGUGGAGCAGAAAUCGGACCAAAGCGUGGACGGCGCCGGCGGCGGGGGCAGCUCGCCCAAUGACCCGGUGACCAACAUCUGCCAGGCCGCCGACAAGCAGCUCUUCACCCUGGUGGAGUGGGCCAAGAGGAUCCCCCAUUUCUCCGAGCUGCCCCUGGACGACCAAGUCAUCCUGCUGCGGGCGGGUGAGGAGGAUUUUGGGGGGUGGGGUGGGGGUCUGCCCCACGGCCAACCGAGCCCCCCCGACACCACCUGCCCCCCCACUAGCGCGCCUGGGGGUCUCAGGGGGAGCACCCAGAGGGUCACCAGGAGGACCCAGGAUCCCGGUGGUGGUAGGGAGCAGAAGCGGAGGCGCAGCAGCGGGGAUGAUCCCUGGGAGCUGUAA